This is a messenger RNA of Naegleria lovaniensis, 291 nucleotides long. RefSeq lists its product as uncharacterized. Bases 1 to 291 code for a protein of 96 amino acids. The transcript has a single exon. The record is from RefSeq and is a predicted model, not a curated record. NCBI's taxonomy places the organism in Eukaryota, Heterolobosea, Eutetramitea, Acrasida, Naegleriidae.
AUGGAAGAAGAACAUUUGCACCACAGACACAAAACCAACAACUACCUUUCCGAUCAACAACGAAACCACCUUUCAAAGGGCUACAGUGCUUGCGUUGGAGAGUCUCAUCAUCACUUUCAAGAACAAGAAGGCCACCAAUUAGGUGGUGCAGAAGGAGCAUGGACCUUUUCUUCAACCACAGAUCCCAUCAAUUCCACUUCGGCUCCUUCCAUUUCUAUCAUGGAGGAGGAUGAUAAUCCCUUCUCCUUGUCCGUGCCAUUCAAUGCGAAUGAAAGUACAAAGAAUCGUUGA